Sphenostylis stenocarpa is the source of this 189-nucleotide messenger RNA. NCBI's taxonomy places the organism in Eukaryota, Viridiplantae, Streptophyta, Magnoliopsida, Fabales, Fabaceae. The record is from the annotation of a GenBank genome assembly.
AUGGCGAGCAAAGAUGAAGAGGAACAAGAAGAUAUUUUGAUAGAUUCAAUGUUAUUCAUCCAAAAACAAAUCAAGGAAGUACCAAAGAAGAUGAAGUUGGCUGCUCUGGAAAAGCUUGGUGGCCGUGCAGAUAAUGAAUCCUCCCAGUUUGAUCAUUUGGAAUGGGCUCCGAUCAGAUACCGAUCUUGA